AACAGGCUUGCAGGCAAUAUGGCGUCGUCUAGUAGAACGCAGGUUAUAUCCCUGUAUCGAAUGCUUAUGCGAGAGAGCAAGAAAUUCCCUUCAUAUAAUUACAGGACCUAUGCCCUGCGCCGAGUGAAGGAUGGCUUCAGAGAGAAUCGCAUCGUGGAUAACCCAAAAACGUUGGACCUCCUCCUCAACCAGGCCCGUGAGAGCUUGGCAGUCAUCAAGAGACAGGUCUCCAUUGGCCAGCUGUACUCUGCCCAGAAGACCAUCGUGGAGGAGAAAGGCCUCUGAGUAGGACAGCAGGAUGGGGUGCCUGCCCACUGCCAGUGGGAGGAGCCUGGGCAUUGGAACAUUGCCUCUGCUGCCUGGGCAUUCAUGGAGUGGGGUGGGGUGAUUCCAGUCUGGGGUGGGGGGCAGGUGGGCAGGAUUAAGAUCUGGACCUCUUGUCAUUCCUAGUCAACCCUAUCCCCAGGAUUGGUCGUUGAGAUUGGCCCUCCUCAACGUGAGAUGUGCAACUGUAAUGUAGUAUGAGAUUGUACAGUCAGCUUUCCUUUACUAUGCUUCAUUUUUAAAAAUAUAUUUCAAUGUCAUUUUCCUUCAAAAUUGUGCACUAAUUAAAAACACUCAUUUGAAAUGCCCAUUUUAUGGGCUUUCUAAGCCUGAGCACACAAGUACAAAACACACAAAUGUACAUGUAUAAUCAUGCAGACUGCGGCUUCUGAGCAAUCAGUGUCUGCAUAGGUGGUGACUGACUGAGAGAGCUGUGUAAACUCCAUAUUACGCAAUGUUAUCAACAUUAGCUGGGACUUUGGUGGUCAUUUCUCAGUAACCAUGGCAAUGAAACUAUGUGAAAGUUUUCAAACAAACCACAUAUUGGCAUCUGUACAUAAACAAAGCUAAACUAUGCUGCCUGAUAUAGAAAUCAAACAUAUUUAACAUACAGCUUGGAACUGUGGGGAAGACUGGGUUAUCCCAACAUAGCAUGAAGUACAAUGACACUGCAGCAUUGCUGGACUGUCAGCCAAUCAAAGAGGUAGAAGGCUCUGACACACAAUGCAUCGUCCUUAGGGGUUUGAUCUCGGCCCAGCACUGACCUUGUCUUUGGGCAUGCAGCCAGUGUCAGUGAUGACUUUAUGCUGCGACCAGUGAAACACUUCCUCUGACAGUCCUGAGAGCAGCAUGUCCUACCUCCCAUGGUCAUGGAGGGUGUAUGCCCUCAGUAUGGGUGCGGUAAUGAGUUACCCAGUGCUCUUUUACCCCUGGCCUAUCAACACAUUGACAGAAUUGGCUUGCUUAGGCUCUGUAAGUUGGACAGACUAGACAGACUUGGGGUUGACUUGCAAUAUUUUAAUGUUUGUAGAUGCAGGGCUCAUAACUGAAAGGUUGCUGGUUCGA
Molecule: messenger RNA, 1389 nt
Organism: Megalops cyprinoides (Indo-Pacific tarpon)
Lineage: Eukaryota; Metazoa; Chordata; Actinopteri; Elopiformes; Megalopidae
Gene: lyrm4a
Product: LYR motif containing 4
Exons: 3
Coding region: 19-285 (88 amino acids)
Biological process (GO): iron-sulfur cluster assembly
Cellular component (GO): mitochondrion; L-cysteine desulfurase complex
Source: RefSeq, a predicted model, not a curated record